AUGUCAGCAAAGAGUUCAUUCUCUCUCCCCGUUAAGAAAAAGUCUUCAACCUCUGCCUCCUCUUCUGUAUCAAGUAAAGCCAAAAAACCAGUUAUUGCCUCCUCUUCAUCAGCAGUUCAAAGAACACCUCCCCCAACCAUUAAUCUCCCUUCCGAGGACUCUUGCAAAGUUGAUGAAGUUGAACAGAGAUUUGAUCCCAGGUUCAAGUCACUUGCUUCCGAUAAUGUAAUUUUAAUAUUGGAUUUUAUGGGAGGUGAAGUUACACAAGAUUUGAGCUCCAUUUCUCUUCUCAUUAAGAAUUGUUAUGGUAGAUUCGGAACUGAUUCCUCUAUUAAGUUUCUGUAUCGAUAUGGGAGUUAUUAUACUAACGAGAUUAAUUUGGAGGGAAUGAUGUUUAUUUUCAAUGAACAAUUUAGACAGUGCAAGAGAUCGAACAUGGAAACAAGAAUUUUGAAUGCCCUAUGUCGCUGUUCAGGCGAAGAAAACGUUUCAGAUGCCAAUACAAUUAUUCAACAAUUGGAUAACUUCUCAAAGGAGAAUAGGCAAUUGUGUCUAUCAUUCCAACAAUUGAAUUUUUAUGGAAUGGAAACAUUUUGGGAAGUGAUUGAAAAGUGUUUUGAGGUAUUUCCAAAUUUUGAAAAGUUGAAAAUUGGUUUUUAUCCUGAUCCUCCAACAAAGGUGCCUCGACGAAACUUUAAAAGAAAGUAUCAUAUCGACCUAGUAAGCUUCCCUAAGGCUCUAGAAAAAUCAAAUAUGAAAUGCAAAAAAUUGGUCUGCCAUAGAAAUGUGAUGAAGGGAGAUUUAGCGUUCAAGUUACCACUUUUAGAGAAGUACAAAGUAAUUGGAACAGAUCACCUCAAACAAAUAGAUCAUUUAGAAGAAUUGAAGAAUCUCAAACAUCUUUGCUUAGUGUAUCAUGAUGCAAGAACAUAUGGCAUGGAAUUUAAAGCUAAUGAUCCUCAAUUUUUCAUAUCUUUAUCCAAGUGCACAAACUUGACAAGGCUCAAAAUUAAUGGUUUGUACAUGUUUGGAGAGGAGUUUAUUCACAUCAAUAAUUCUCUUCCUAAUCUCACCUACUUGAAUUUGAAAAAAUGUUUUUGUCAAAAUACUGAUGGAAUUUUCAAUGCCAUUGGAACUUUCAAAAAGUUGAAAACUCUUAUUUUAGGUUCUCAUGAACAAAAUUGCGUUGCGAAAUUAGGUAAUUUGAAGCAAUUAGAAUACUUAGAAGCAUCAGACUUGAGUGCAAAGGAUGUGAACACAAUCUCUCAACUCGUAAAUUUGAAAUCCCUUAUUGCAGAAGCACUUUACAUUACCGAUGAAGAAGGGAAAGAUUUAGAAAAAUUGAAAAAUCUUGAACAGUUCAAAUUUUCUACUGCAGGCGAUAUGUAUUUUGGUAUGAAAUUGAUUACAUUUUUAUUCGACAAUUUAAAUGUGAAAAAAUAUGAAAUUAAUACCUACAGAAAUUCUCUAGAUAAUAUUCCAAAAGAUAUUCAGCAAAGAAUGAAUGCCUACAACAAUGAAUUGGCAGACGACAUUAUCGACAUUUUGUCUGACAGAAGAGGAGGAAGAAGAUUUGCAGCACCAGCCUACACUCCACCUCCAAGACAUUAUGCUCCUCCACAACCUGUCUUUAGAGCAGCACCAGUUUACACUCCUCCUCCACAACCUGUGUAUCAUAGACCUGCUGUUGUACAUCAUCCAAGACCUGUUUAUAGAGCUCCUCCACAACCUGUGUAUCAACCACAACCAGCAAUUGCUCAACCACAACCAGUGAGAAGAGGAAAGAGAGGAAGAUUUAUUCCACCACAACCAGUUAGUCAACCAGCUGCUGUUCCACAACCAAUAGUUGCCCAAUUCCAACAACCAAGAGGAAGAAAGGGAGGUAGAGGUAAAAGAAAUAAUUUCCAAGCUCAAGCUCCACAACCAACAGUUGGUCAACCAAUAGCUCAAUUCCAACAACCAGCUGGAAGAAGAGGUAAAAAGGGUAAGAAGGGUGGUUUCAUUGGUGGUCAACCAUCAAUUGGUCAACCUACUCCAUCAAGAGGUAAAGGAAAAGGAAAGGGAAAGAAGGGAAAGAAGGGAAAUAAAGGAAAUGUAGCUCCAGAAGAUGGUUCCUCUCAAACCAGUGGAAGAAAAGGUAAGAAAGGAAAAGGUGGUAAGAAGGGUGGAUUAUUCAGUAAAAUCACUAAGGGACUCAUGGGUGGCGGUGGUGCUGGUGGUAAGAAAGGAAAGGGUGGUAAGAAGAAUAAGAAACAAGAACAACAAGAACAGCAAGAACAAGAACAACAAGAGCAAGAAGUUGCUGCUGCUGAACAACAAAUUGUCGAACAACAAAAAGCUGCUGAACAAGAUAUCUCUGAACAACAAGCUCAAGUUGAGAAACAAGUUGGAGAACAAAAGCAAGAAAUUGAAUCACAAAUUGCUCAACAACAACAACAAGCUGAACAACAUAUUGCCAAAUUGAGAGAAGAAUUGGAAGCUAGUAUUCAAUCUGCUAAUCAACAAAUUGAACAACAAGUAUCUCAACAACAUGAAGAUUAUAAGGUACAAUUUAAGGCAGCUCAAGAACAACUUACACCACAAAUUGAACAACUUACUGAACAACAAACUCAAAUUGAAACUCAAAUGACUGAAUUGGCUAAAGUAGCUCAAGAACAAGAACAAGCAAAGGAAAGAUUGAUUGAAAAGGAAAAGAAAUUGAAUCAAGAAUAUCAACAAUUAAUGGCAACUGAACAACAAUUGGUUGCUCUUGCUAUUGUCGAAAAAGCUCCAUUGCAAACUACUCAACAACAAGCUCCUCAAUUAGCUGAAACUCAACCUGCCACAAAUCAAGAAAAUCAACAAGAACUUGCUGAUUUGAUCUAUGAUGUAUUGUCAGAUGUCUAUUCCACAAAGAAAGGUAAAGGUGGCUUCCAACGUUUCAAAGCUGCCCCAACCAGACAAUUUGCUGGACAACCAUCAGCUCAACCUAGAGGUGGUAAGAAAGGAAAGGGUGGUAAAAAGGGUGGAUUCCUUAGUAAAAUCACUAAGGGAUUCAAGGGAAUCAUGGGAGGUGGUAAAAAGGGAGGAAAACAAGCUCCACCAUCAACCUAUUCCUCAAAUGGUGAGAUUGCUGCCCAACAACAACAAGCUGAACAACAAAUUGCCGAACAAAAGCAACAAGCAGAACAACAAUUGACUCAACAACAACAAGAAAUUGAACAAAAAUUGACUCAACAACAGCAACAAGCUGAAGAAUUGAUUGCCAAGCAACAACAAGAAGCUGAAGAUUUGAUUGCCAAGCAACAAGCUCAAUUACAAGAUCAAAUUCAAGCUGCUCAAAAGCAAAUUGACGAUCAAGCUGCUAAAAUGACUGCUGAUUUACAAGCUGAAACUCAAGCUACUCAAGAAAAGAUUGCCAAGCAAAAGGAACAACUCGAUCAACAACAAGCUCAAUUGCAACAAGUUGCUGACAAGCAAGCUACCACCCAACAAGAAAUCGAUGCUAAGGAAAAGGAACUUGCUGAACUCGAACAAAAAUUGGCUACCUUGAGACAAGCUAUUCAAAAGAUUACCAAUGCCAAGAAGCAAUAAAUCAAAGCUUGCAGUGC
Naegleria gruberi is the source of this 3590-nucleotide messenger RNA. RefSeq lists its product as uncharacterized. Bases 1 to 3573 code for a protein of 1190 amino acids. The transcript is spliced from 2 exons. The record is from RefSeq and is a predicted model, not a curated record. NCBI's taxonomy places the organism in Eukaryota, Heterolobosea, Eutetramitea, Acrasida, Naegleriidae.